This is a messenger RNA of Suillus paluster, 3252 nucleotides long. RefSeq names its product armadillo-type protein. The record is from RefSeq and is a predicted model, not a curated record. The coding region runs from base 84 to 3209 and encodes 1041 amino acids. Gene Ontology annotation, biological process: protein import into nucleus. Gene Ontology annotation, cellular component: nuclear envelope; cytosol. The transcript is spliced from 17 exons. Lineage: Eukaryota; Fungi; Basidiomycota; Agaricomycetes; Boletales; Suillaceae. Gene Ontology annotation, molecular function: small GTPase binding.
CAAACGCGUCGCGUCCGCACGUGAGGUACACCCUAACAUAUUACUACCCGCUCGCUUUGUUCUGAGUCUCAUCACCACUGACGAUGGCAGCGGCGAACGUCUCCCAGAUAUUGGCAGAUACUCUAAGUGCAGAUACAAAUACUAGGAUCGCUGCUGAACUCAAGCUUUCCGAGGUUCUGCUGCAUCAAGAGGCGGGUCUCGCCCUCGCCCAGCUUAUUUUAACACAGGAUGUGGAUAUCCCGCUCCGGCAGUCAGCCAGCAUCAUCCUCAGAAAAUAUGUCAAAGAACGAUGGUCUCCGUACUUUGAAUCGUUCAAGGGCAAUGCACCUUCAGUAGAGGUCAAAUCCCAAAUACGCCAUGCUGUCCUUCGAGGCUUAUCAGAUCCAAACCGGAAAAUUCGGUCUUUAUGUGCUCAUACAAUGUCAUAUAUUGGAAACUGCGAUUGGCCGGAUGAAUACCCUGAUUUACUCAACUCCCUCAUUGCUUUGAUUUCUUCAAGUUCUUCUGACUCUGUGCAUGGCGCGAUGCAGGUGUUCACCGAAUUCAUAAAAUCAGACCUUACCGAAGAUCAAAUAUUACCUGUAUUGCGACAGCUUCUUCCUGUCUUGCUUACUAUACUUGGAUCCACGGAGCAACAUACACCUCUGACUCGCGCACGAACCGUGUCCGUUUUUCGUCAAUGUGUGACAGCACUCUACAUGGUCAAAGAUCAACAUCCUCAAGCAGUGAAGGAAGCCGUUGCAACCAUUCUCCCGGUUUGGUUGGAGGCCUUCAAAGUCCUUCUUAACCUCAACCCUUUGGAGGAUGUAUCGAACCAGGACAACUGGGAUGGAUUGGCUGUCAGAAUCCAAGUCUUCAAGACACUGGAUGUUAUUCACACGUCUUUCCCUCGUGCCAUGACCUCUUACCUUCGUGGUUAUCUUGAUGCAUCCUUACGCCAUCUUCAGGUGAUGUUCGAAACAUAUGAUCUCUUCUACAUCUCGGGAUCCAGGAGCGCCCCUGGGUCAUCAGAGGAAGAGAUAGUGGAAUUUCCGCACCUUAUAUGCCCUUUGUUUGACUUCGUUUCGAAUGUCAUCAGAGGGGGGAAAGCAAAGGAUUGGCUUCAGGCGGAGAACUUGAAUGGUUUGGUCUCUGCGAUCUUCAAUUAUUCGCAGAUGACUGCGGAUGAUGAAGAGACGUGGGCGGCGGAUGCCAAUGCCUUCGUGGCACAUGAAGAAGAUGACACACAGACAUAUGGCGUCCGAGUCGCUGGCUUUGAGCUGCUUUACACUAUUCUCAACCGCUCUCCUGCCAAAAUCUGUGCUACCUUCCAGACUGUCAUUCAUCAGGUCAUUACAGCAUCACAGAGAGCACGAGAAACCGGAUCAACUGCUUGGUGGAAACCACUUGAAGCAUCCUUAGCCGCAAUUGGGUCCCAAUCCGAAGAUGUCCUCGAGUGCAUUGAAGAUGAACAGGAUUCCGGCCGAGCAAAACCUAUUGAUAUCGAGGACUUGCUUGCCAAUGUCGUUCCGUCGGUCUUAAAUCAGUCUGACUUUCCAUUCUUGCAAGGCAGAGGUUUUGUAUUCGCGAGUCAGUUUGCCAAGCUAUUGCCCUUACAGAUGGCUGGUCAGUACCUGGAAGCCGCUAUGCAUGUCAUCGAAUCAAAUUCUGCUGGGAUCCCCGUGAAGAUAUCUGCUGUUAAAGCUAUUCACAACUUCUGUGAAGGCGCGGAAGAGUCGGCCAUUACGCCCUUCGUGUCGCGGAUCGCACAGGACCUGGGCCCAUUCCUCCUGGUUACGACUGAGGACACGUUAUCCUUAGUUCUCGAGACGAUGUCGGUUGUUCUAGAUGUCAACCAGGGUCAAUGGCUCACCACUGACUUGUCUAAUUCUCUCGUGUUGGCGGUCCUGGAGGUCUGGGCGAAGAAUAACAAAGAUCCCAUUUUCCUGUCAAUUUUCACCGACAUAUUCACGUCGCUGGCCUCCUCGACCGGCACAGGAGUGUACGAAACCGUUGUCAAACAGGCGCUUCCCACUCUUUGUACUGCCAUCGCAGGUGCCAAAAUUCAAGAAGCCUGGAUAGCAGGGUCUGCCAUUGAUUUGAUCUCGAGCCUCGUUCGGGGCGCACCUGAAGGUGGACUUGGAGACGGCUUCUUCGCUCUCCUUGCCCCUAGCUUGUUCAACUGCCUUAGCGAAGCUGAGGAUCGUGAUGUCUUACAGAACGGCAUGGAGUGCCUUGCUUUGAUUGUCCGCAAAGAUUGCAGGCAAAUCCUAGAAUGGCGAGACCCAUCUGGCCAAUCCGGUCUCGAUCACGUUCUGAAAGUUAUCGCUCGGCUCCUGCAAAAUGACGAUGAAUCCGGUGGCUUGGUCAUUGGUGAUCUCAUUAUCCAUUUGCUGCGUCGUGCAGGCGAAGCUGUUCUGCCUGUGCUUCCGGGGCUUCUUCAAGCAAUGGUAUCACGGAUGCUAUCCGCCAAGACGGCCACUUUCAUUCAAAGUCUCGUCAUUCCAUUCGCGUUCCUCAUAUACAACCAACCGGACACAGUAUUGUACUUGCUGGAAUCGACUACCACGAAUGACAGGAAUGGUCUCGAUAUCCUCAUCCAAACGUGGUGUGAGAACGCAGAAACAUUCCAGGGCUUCUGGCAAUCGCGCAUCAGCACACUGGCGCUCACGAAAUUGUACGCUUCUGGUCGCCCAAGCCUGCAGUCAUUGAUGGUCAAGGGUGAUAUCAUCUUGAAGCCAGAGACGAAGAAUGUGAUUAUGACCCGGUCGCGAACGAAGACGACACCGCAUGAAUUCACAUCAGUGCCUUUCCCUGUCAAGGCACUUAAACUGCUUGUGCACGAUCUCCGAUCUGGGGGCGAUUCUGCGACAAUCCCCAAAGCUGAGUUUGAUGUGGAUUCGGAUGAUGGCGAUGAAGAAUGGACAGAAGAAGAACAGAAUCAGGGCUUCAAGCAAGAGGAAUUUGCCUUCCUCUCCGAGAUGCUAGGUCCCCGCGGCGUCAACUUUGAUAAUGAUGACCUUCUCGAGGAGACUGAUGAUGAGGACCUUAGAAAUGAUGCAAUCUCUCAGAUCGAUAUGCAGGCGCACUUGGUGUCAUUCUUCAAAGAAUGCGCAUCGCACAACGUCAACAACUUCUCGACAAGCGUGGAUCAAUUGUCGGCUGAGGAGAUCAUGGUUGUGCGCCAUGCUAUUGAUCAGCUGAGUUGGAUAGAGGGUUUCCUACUAUGAAAACAUAUUGUACACGCAACAAGAGCCUAUGUGAUGAUGGUAU